Molecule: messenger RNA, 507 nt
Organism: Anopheles coustani
Lineage: Eukaryota; Metazoa; Arthropoda; Insecta; Diptera; Culicidae
Gene: SIFa
Product: neuropeptide SIFamide
Exons: 2
Coding region: 1-228 (75 amino acids)
Source: RefSeq, a predicted model, not a curated record
AUGGCUUCUUACAAGGUGCUUACCAGCGUGCUUGUUGUCCUGCUGGUCGUCCUGGCCCUGACUGGACACGCUGAGGCUGGCUACAGGAAACCCCCGUUCAACGGCAGCAUCUUUGGCAAGCGUAACGGCAAUUCUGUUGACUACGAAGGUAACGCCAAGGUCCUCUCCACCAUGUGCGAAAUAGCAGCGGAAGCCUGCCAAAGCUGGUUCACCCAGGAACAGAAGUAAACUCCGCAGCCCACCCUCCGCAUUUUGCCCACACAACCGGUCGCCGAAGUGCUUCAGGAACCUUUUCUGUACGCCCCAACCUAUCCACAUAUUGACUCGAUGUGAACGAAGAAAUGUAAAGAAAACAAAUCAUCAAACUCGUAGUGUGAACUGAAAAGUGUCAUGAAGCUUUCUAUUCCGGAAUAAAAUGUUUUGUGUUAACUACCAGUGAACCAGGUGUUAGACUGUGUAUCAUUCUAUCGUUGGAAUUGAAUAAAUUAACAUUUAAAAGCACCACGC